CACACACACACACACUCCAGAUCUCAAUCUCCUCUCCUGCACUAAACAUGCUCUGUUGGGAAUUGUGUUUAGCCCUACUGAUCACCGGCUUCCCAGUGUGGGCUCUGCCUUCAACAAACAUCAAGAUCACACAAGCACUGCCCCUGCAACUGUCAGACUCAAACCAGCCUGUGACAUGUCCGCUCUUCUGGACUGAAUUUGAGGGUUACUGUUACCGCUUCUUCCCCUUGAACCGCACCUGGGCUGAGGCAGAUCUGUACUGCGCUGAGUUCUCAAACGGACACAAAUCUGCCAAACUCACCUCCAUCCACAGCUGGGAGGAAAAUGUGUUUGUCUAUGAUCUUGUGAACAGCCGUGUACCAGGAAUUCCAACAGAUAUUUGGAUUGGCCUUCAUGAUAGAAGACAGGAGGGCACUAUGGAGUGGACAGACGGGUCACCCUAUGAAUACAGUUACUGGGAUGGAAAUCAACCAGAUGAUGGCAUCCAUCGCAUCCCUCAGGAGGAGGAUUGUGUGGAGAUCUGGUACAGACAAAACAGUGCACUGAGGUCUUGGAAUGACAACAAUUGUGACAAGGCCUUUCCAUUCGUCUUGCAGCAACAAGAUGUCCGCUCAUCUCCAUCCCUGCAGUGAUGAAGGGCUCUCUCCAGCCUGCUAUAGGCACUUCAUUUGCAUUUCUCUCCCCUUCACUCCAAUUCCCUGCCUCCAUCGUCCUCCUAUCACUGUUGUAUAUAUGUGUAGAUAUGCAGUUCCUACUGCGAAUUAUUCA
This is a messenger RNA of Sinocyclocheilus anshuiensis, 768 nucleotides long. It is a transcript of the gene clec19a, whose product is annotated as C-type lectin domain containing 19A. NCBI's taxonomy places the organism in Eukaryota, Metazoa, Chordata, Actinopteri, Cypriniformes, Cyprinidae. The transcript has 7 exons. Bases 48 to 632 code for a protein of 194 amino acids. The record is from RefSeq and is a predicted model, not a curated record.